This is a messenger RNA of Pipistrellus nathusii (Nathusius's pipistrelle), 1005 nucleotides long. The record is from the annotation of a GenBank genome assembly. NCBI's taxonomy places the organism in Eukaryota, Metazoa, Chordata, Mammalia, Chiroptera, Vespertilionidae.
AUGAACUCAGAAAUCAAGGAAGAAGUUCCUGUGCAUGAGGAAUUCACUUUAUGUGGUGGAGUUGAAACCCAGGUUCUAAAAUGUGGGCCCUGGACUGACCUCUUUAAUGAUCAAAGUGCCAGCAGGCCCAAGCUGCUCAUUUUCAUUAUUCCUGGUAACCCGGGAUUUUCUACCUUCUAUGUGCCCUUUGCAAAGGCUUUAUACUCUUCAGUAAACAGACGCUUCCCAGUUUGGAUCAUCAGUCAUGCUGGGCAUGUUCUGGCCCCCAAAGACAAGAAGAUUCUUGCAGCUUCGGGCGAUCCAAAUGCUCAAGAAAUUAAGGACAUCUAUGGACUCCGUGGUCAAGUAGAACAUAAGCUAGCUUUCCUGAGAACUCAUGUGCCAAAGGAAACCAAGCUGGUGGUCAUCGGCCAUUCCAUAGGCAGCUAUAUGGCCCUUCAGAUUCUGAAGCAUGCGCCUGAGCUCCCGAUAAUUCGCUCCUUUCUGCUCUUUCCAACAAUUGAGCGAAUGUCCGAGUCACCCAAUGGCAGGAUUGCCACUCCAUUUUUGUGCUGGCUUCGAUAUGCUCUCUAUGUUUCUACCUACUUACUACUUAAGCCAUGUCCGGAGACAGUCAAGUCCUGGCUGAUCAAAAUGGGCCUUCAGAGGAUGAACGUGCAGAGUGAAUUUUCGGUCCUGAGUGUGUUGGAGCCAUUCUGCCUUGCUAAUAUUGCCUACCUCGGGGGCCAGGAAAUGGUGCAGGUGGUGAAGAGAGACAACGAAACCAUAAAGGAACACUUAUCUAAGCUUACGUUUUACUAUGGAACUAUAGAUCCUUGGUGUCCAACAGAGUACUACGAAGACAUAAAGAAAGAUUUCCCGGAAGGAGAUAUUCGGCUCUGUGAGAAGAAAAUAGCUCACGCUUUCAUCCUCCGUUCGUACCAGGAAAUGGCUGAUAUGGUCGCGGACUGGCUGAAGGAUGACCUGUCCAAAGCGGACGUCGCAACAUCAGGAAGCGAGGACUGA